Microcebus murinus (gray mouse lemur) is the source of this 2531-nucleotide messenger RNA. It is a transcript of the gene TLR10, whose product is annotated as toll like receptor 10. Gene Ontology annotation, molecular function: Toll-like receptor 2 binding; lipopeptide binding; transmembrane signaling receptor activity. The record is from RefSeq and is a predicted model, not a curated record. NCBI's taxonomy places the organism in Eukaryota, Metazoa, Chordata, Mammalia, Primates, Cheirogaleidae. Gene Ontology annotation, cellular component: plasma membrane. Gene Ontology annotation, biological process: cellular response to bacterial lipopeptide; toll-like receptor signaling pathway; inflammatory response.
AUGAGACUUAUCAGAAACAUUUAUGUAUUUUGUAGUGUUGUUCUGUCUGUGGAGGGCUGGGUGCCAAAGCUGCCGGAAGAAAGGGAUGUGACUACCAACUGCUCUAAUGUGGCUCUAGGAAAGGUUCCCACAGACACAACCCUUACCACAACCACACUGGAUUUAUCCUAUAAUCUUUUGCAACUUCAGAGUUCAGAUUUUCGUUCUAUCUCCAACCUGAAAGUUUUGAUUCUAUGCCACAACAGAAUUCAAGAGCUGAAUAUCACGAUCUCUGAAUUCAACAAGGAGUUAAGAUAUUUGGAUUUGUCUUUUAACAGACUGAAGAUUGUAACUUGGUAUUCACUGGCAAGUCUCAGACAUUUAGACCUUUCUUUUAAUGACUUUGAGACCAUGCCUACUGGUGAAGAAACUAGCAACAUGUCAUUCCUGGAAACCCUGGGUUUGAGUGAGGCAAAAAUACAAAAAUCAGAUUUCCAGAAAAUUGCUCAUUUGCAUCUAAAUACCAUCUUCUUAGCAUUGAGAACUCUUUCUCAUUAUGAAGAAGGUAGCCUACCCAUCUUAAAUGCAUCAAUACUUCACAUUGUUCACCAACAAAUGUAAAUUUCUGUUCUUUUGAAUGAUAGAAUCAAGACUUCAAAAAUAUUAGAAAUGACAAAUAUAGAUGGCAAGAGCAAAUUUGUCAGUUAUGAAAUUCAACAAAAUCUUAUUUUAGAGAAUGCCAAGACAUCUACUCUGUUACUUAGUAAAGUUGAUUUACUCUGGGAUGACCUUCUCCUUCUCUUCCAAUUUGUUUGGCAUUCAUCAGUGGAAUACUUCCAGAUCAAAAAUGUGGCUUUUCGAGGUAAGGUUUCUCUUGACCACAAUUCAUUUGACUACUCAAAUACUGUACUGAGAACUAUAAAACUGGAGCAUGUACAUUUCAAUUUUUAUAUUCCACAGGGUAAAAUCUACUUGCUUUUUACCAAAAUGGAUGUAGAAAACCUGACUAUAUCAAAUGCACAAAUUCCACACAUGCUUUUCCAUACUUAUCCUACAAGAUUCCAGUAUUUAAAUUUUGCUAAUAAUAUCUUAACAGAUGACAGGUUUAAAAGAACUAUCCAAUUGCCUCAUUUGAAAACUCUCAUUUUGAAGGGCUAUAGACUGGAGAGACUUUCCUUAGCGAGUGGCUUUGCUAACAAUACACCCUUGAAGCACUUGGAUCUGAGCCAAAAUCUAUUACAACAUAAAAAUGAUGAAAAUUGCUCAUGGCCAGAAACCUUGGUCACCAUGAACCUGUCAUCCAAUAAAUUCACUGAUUCUGUUUUUAGGUGCUUGACCAGAAAUAUUCCAAUACUUGACCUAAAUAAUAACCAAAUUCAAACUGUCUCUAAAGAGAUCAUUCAUCUGAAGUCCUUACAAGAGCUAAAUAUUGCAUUUAGUUUUCUAACUGAUCUCCCUGGGUGCAGUUAUUUCAGGAGACUCUCAAUUCUGAAUAUUGAAAUGAACUUAAUCCUCAGCCCAUCCCUAGAUUUUUUUCAGAGCUGUCAGGAAGCUAAAACUCUAAAUGCAGGAAAAAAUCCAUUCCAGUGCACCUGUGAAUUAAGAAAUUUCAUUCAGCUUGAAAAAUAUUCAGAAGGCAUGAUGGUUGGAUGGUCAGAUUCAUACAUCUGUGAAUAUCCUUUAAAUCUAAAAGGGACUAAGUUAAAGGACAUUCAUCUUCCUGAAUUAUCCUGCAACACAGCUGUGUUGAUUGUUAUCAUCAUGGUUAUUAUGCUAGUUCUGGGGAUAGCUGUGGCCUUCUGCUGUCUCCACUUUGAUCUGCCCCAGUAUCUCAGGAUGCUUGGUCAGCAGACACAAACAUGGCACAGGGUUAGGAAGACAGGAGAACAACUCAAGAGAAAUGUCCAAUUUCAUGCAUUUAUUUCAUACAGUGAACAUGUUUCUCUCUGGGUAAAGAAUGAAUUGAUCCCCAAUCUAGAGAAAGAAGACGGUGUCUUGAUUUGCCUUCCUGAGAGAAACUUUGACCCUGGCAAGAGCACUGGUGAAAACACCAUAAGCUUCAUUGAGAAAAGUUGUAAGUCCAUCUGUUUGUCUCCCGACUUUGUCCAGAGUGAGUGAUGCAAUCAUGAACUCUACUUUGCCCACCACGACUUCUUCCAUGAAAAUUCUGAUCAUAUAAUUCUUACCUUACUGGAACCCAUUCCAUUCUACUGCAUUCCUACCAGGUAUUGCAGGUGGAAAGCUCUCACGGAAGAGAAAGCAUACUUGGAAUGGCCCAACUGCUAUUGGCUUUGAGCUGCUGUUAAUGUUAAUGUACCAGACACCAGAGAAAUGUGUGAAUUACACACAUUCACAGAGCUGACUGAAGAGUCCUGAGGUUCUUCUGUCUCUCUGAUGACAACAGACUGCCUAUGAAACCCCUGCCACUAGGGAAAUUGCAGCCACAUACACUGUUGGGCUAUAAAUUGAUACAACUUUUAUGAUGGCAAUUUGGCAAUAUCUGUUAAAAUAAAAAAAAAUUGUUAUCGCCUUCAUAACAGUUCCUGGAAGGA